CGUAAGACCCUGAUCUUGGACCUGGGGUCUUUCUGUAUUACACAUCCUCCCUUCAUGUAAAUCGAACUUACUUGGUUCAGUGACUAGCCACUUCACCCCGGAUGCUUUCAAGACGGUUUUCUCAUCUCCAGCCGGCAGUUGAACGUGCAUUCUCCCGUUGGACCGCUGCGAGUUCGGCCUCUGCCAACUCAAUCGAACAGUUGCGAUAGCCUCCAAUUUCCCGGCGAGUUGGAUGUCAUCCCCUUGGGAGAUAUAUAGACCUAGUCUUCAAGGGUGGAUCCCUUCAGCCUCGCACAUCCCCUGGAUUGUUCAAUCGCUUCGAUUCCAUGCCGUCGCGUUGUUUUGUCUGUGGACUGAAAGGAAAAGGAUGUGUCCGGCCCCUAGGUCGCCAGUCUUGUGAUGCAUGCCAACGCAUGCAUGUUGAAUGCAUCCCCUGCCCGAUAAAGAUUUCAAAUGUGGUCAAAAAAUCGAUCAGAGCUCGGGAGUGUCUGGAGGAAGUCAGGGCCUUGGCUUCAGGCGACCCCAGGUGUGUUGAGAUAGCACUGCUCCCCAAAACGCGAGAAUUCCUUUCAUCUCUGCAAUCGAGCCCCGGAGAUACGGCGGGUCAGUCUACGGGUGGCGCGAGAAUCCCCCAACCAUUUGCUAUCGUUUCGCCGGCGGUGGUAUUGCCAACCACAACGCACGGAUGGGUAAACCAGGUGGGAACUGUUUCAGCCAACGAAGGAUCCUCCAUCGCAGUUCCACAGACAAACGGACUCGGGAAUAUUCCAGUUAUUAAUGAUCCUGCAGCCUUCUACCCACCUUCUAGCUUGGGAUUGUACGAAUACGUCGGGAACAUCGAUGAACCACCCCUCUUGGAUUUUGGUUCAGUCCCCUAUUCUUUUCACGUUCCCAAUCCUGUAGCUAGCUCUUCCGCUAGUGAGUCUAUCUCCCAUAGCUCCACUUCCCUCCUCGAGCAAGUGAUUCCCAUCCAAGAGAGAACAUCCUGCGGCGGAAAUUGGGGUUUUCUGACGCCAAACAUCUCGUACAGUACUGUUAACUAUGAGCUUGCGGGGUCAUCUACUGUGCUUCGUUCACAAUCAGAGGCCUCCUCACACGAAACUCGUGGUGAGACUCUGGGAAAUGCCACUGCGAGUUGGAGCGAGGAUGCUGUGAGUUGCCUUAGAAGUCUUGCUUGGAGUAUGGGAUACUGCCUCAUCCCUCGCGGAGCGGCCAUUCCCAGCGGUAGUACUCUUGUAUAGGGGCAUUCAUUUGAGGGUUUUGAGGCGAUUCUGUGUACCCUUUCUUGUAACGUCAUCAGUAGCUUGGGACUUUACGCUAUCAUGUAAGCACAGUGGUCGAAAGCAUGUCCAUUCAUCGCGAGUCUGUAAAAGCACUCGAAGAUUCAGGAUAGCGAAUACAUUUACUUGUUCUCAACACACUUGUC
Messenger RNA from Cantharellus anzutake, 1426 nucleotides. RefSeq lists its product as uncharacterized. Lineage: Eukaryota; Fungi; Basidiomycota; Agaricomycetes; Cantharellales; Hydnaceae. The record is from RefSeq and is a predicted model, not a curated record. The coding region runs from base 327 to 1241 and encodes 304 amino acids. The transcript has 6 exons.